Molecule: messenger RNA, 1340 nt
Organism: Hypoxylon fragiforme
Lineage: Eukaryota; Fungi; Ascomycota; Sordariomycetes; Xylariales; Hypoxylaceae
Product: beta-lactamase family protein
Exons: 3
Coding region: 94-1269 (391 amino acids)
Source: RefSeq, a predicted model, not a curated record
UGAAAUUAUAUAAAGAUACAUACUGGCAUAUCAAACGUGGAAGGUAACAGAUCACGUAACUAUAACACGGCAACCACCACAUACUUUAAAAGGAUGACCUUGUUAGACACCCUGCUAGAAUCUGCUGUCAAAGAUGACACCGCGCCCGGAAUCGUGGUGAUUGCCAGAGACAAGGGCGGCAAAGUCAAUUACUCCAAGGCAUUUUCGUCAGAGAACGGAACGCCAUACCAUCUAGACACAGUCAUGGAAAUAUCGUCCAUGACAAAGUUCCCAACGACAAUUGCCGCACUACAACUUGUCGAAAGAGGUCUAGUCACGCUCGAUGAAGAUAUCUCGCCCUUGCUACCGUCCUUUGCAAAACAAGGCGUCCUCACCUCAGUGGCCGAGGAUGGAACCCCAACGGUGCGGGAACGACGGAAUCCUAUCACACUGCGCCAUUUAAUCACCCACAGCUCUGGCGCCGGGUACCACUUCUUCCACGAAGGCCUUGGCAAGGUCCGAGCGUGGCAGAAAAAGGGGCCGCCAACAAAGGACUCAGUCGACGACUCAUUCGACCUACCUCUGCUAUUCGAGCCUGGCGAGGGCUGGGAAUACGGCAGCGGCCUCGAUCGCGUAGGGCAGGUCGUCGAGAAACUCAGUGGGCUGUCUCUGGAAGACUACACGAGAAAGAAUAUCUGGGAGCCACUAGGCGCCGACAGCUCUACGUUCUUUCCUGACCUACAUCCCAGCAUCAAGGCUCGACAAGUGCCAAUGGCGUAUCGCGGCGACCCCGAAGGGCCUGCCGUAGAGAAGCCUGAAGUCCCGACAGUUGCUACUGGGCUCAAGGUCCCCUAUGGAGGGCACGGGCUGUUUGCUAGCAUGCCUGACUAUUUCAGCAUCCUCUACUCGCUGCUUAUGGAUGACGAGAAGCUAUUGAAGAAGGAAACCACCGCGAUGAUGUUCCAGCCCCAGUUGGUGCCCGCGAGCAAGCAGGCGUUAGACCAGUUCCUGGAAACGCCGGAGAUGAAGAUGCAGUUUCCUUCUCCGCCGAACGAGCGCGACUAUGGCCUUGGUGGCUUGCUCGUUGUGGGAGACAACCACGAGUAUUGGCGAAAGGGGGCGUUGAUGUGGGGAGGUGCGGCGAGUCUCAACUGGUUCAUUGACCGCUCGACUGGUGUAUGCGGCAUCUUCGGUGCCCAAGUUCUCCCGUCAGAUCAAAGAAUGAGGACACUGAUCGAUGCAUUCCAGGCUGAUGUCUAUCGAAGAGCUGGGAAAGUUGUCUUGACUUGAACCUUUUGUAAGAUUAUCAUAUCUACCAAAAGGCAUAUAUAAUCAUAUAUAGUUAAUACCAGUUCAAAACC